AUGUCAGGAUCAGUGGAUAAGAAGACCGGCUGUAGGGUAACGUAUAUUUGGCUUUCUGGAAGGGAUUCUCAUCAUGAUAUCCGAAGCAAAGACCGGACGAUGUAUUUAACAGAUGAGGAACUGAAGAAACACCCCAAGGAUCUUCUUGCUGAAGGGUUUUUUCCCUUGUGGAAUUUUGAUGGCUCGUCGACAAACCAAGCCCACGGCGCCGAUACAGAAAUCAUUCUGAAGCCCGUUAAUGCAUACCAUUGCUGUCUUCCGCGACCCACGACGACUGUGCCACGGAUUCUUGUGCUGGCUGAGUGUCAUCUCCCAUCUGGAGAACCAACAAGAGAUAACUCGCGUGCCAUGGCUCGCCUUAUAUUUGAGCAGAAACCAAAUGAACAUCCUUGGUUUGGAAUGGAGCAGGAAUUUUUCUUAAUGAAGGAUGGGCGACCUUAUGGAUGGCCGGCGACUGGUUUUCCAGCCCCACAAGGUCCUUAUUACUGUGCGACGGGGUUCCCGUUUGCUCCUGGGAGAAAAUACAUUGACUUGCACUAUGAGAUUUGUCUGCAGAUGGGGCUCAAUGUCUCUGGCACGAACGCCGAGGUUGCGCCUGGUCAGUGGGAGUUUCAGGUGGGUCCUUGUGAAGGUCUGGAGAUGGGUGAUCAGUUGACUGUGGCACGCUGGGUGUUGCUGAGGAUUCUGGAGGACGAGGGAUUGGACGUGGAGUACCGCGCAAAACCAAUUCAAGGUGAUUGGAACGGCAGUGGGCUUCAUACCAAUUUCUCUACACAGGCAACGCGCUCUGAGAACGGAUUGGACGUUAUUUACAAUUAUGUAGAGCGUUUGAAGCAAACGGUUCGGAAGGAUAUUAUUUUUUACGGGCCCGAAAACAAUGAGCGUUUAACCGGAAAACACGAAACCUCAGUACCGAACGUGGUGACUGCCGGAGUUGGCACGAGGAAGACGUCUAUUCGCAUUCCAAAUUCUGUUGCAAAUGAUAGAAAGGGGUAUAUGGAAGAUCGACGACCCGCUGGCGAUGCUGAUCCUUAUCUCGUCUCAUCAAGACUCUUUGCCUCCUGUCUUUCUCUUGACACUCCAGCCUUGGAUCUGGUCUCACCACUCCACGAAAAAGGUUGGAUGAACUUUCCUGUGGUGCAGUCAUAA
This is a messenger RNA of Trypanosoma theileri, 1149 nucleotides long. RefSeq names its product putative glutamine synthetase. NCBI's taxonomy places the organism in Eukaryota, Euglenozoa, Kinetoplastea, Trypanosomatida, Trypanosomatidae. Gene Ontology annotation, cellular component: cytoplasm. Gene Ontology annotation, molecular function: glutamine synthetase activity. The record is from RefSeq and is a predicted model, not a curated record. Bases 1 to 1149 code for a protein of 382 amino acids. The transcript has a single exon.